AAGUGGCCUGAGACGGUCUCCUGACGGUCAAGAAUGCGACGUUCAUAAACUGAUAAAUAGCCUUCUACUAUCCUUUCAAUUCUUCUGCAGCUGAAGCCAGAACAAAGAAGCAUCUUAACUUACUUUUAACCUUCCCCCUUGAACUUUAUCUGAAGCUGACAACCUUCUCAUCGGUGGUCUUGGUACUUUCUUACACUUCUCUCACGACUCUCAUUCACUAUAGUACCUCGCCUCGCUUUACCAGCGUCAAGGAGCCUCUCUCACGGAAGUCAUGGAUAAGCGACCUACAAAUAGGACGACGUCUUCAGCUCAAGAGCCAACACACCUCGACCUUGCGGAGUAUCAGGCGGAAUGGGCUCGGAUUCAUGAGAAUACUGUCAGACAGCUUGAGCAGCUUAAAGCAAACGGACAGUCUGGAAAAGGCUCAGGAGCAGGGUCCCAGAGAUCUCCCUCGAAUCAGUCUCCUAGCUGACAAUCCACCACGACGCGAUUCUCUUCACGAAAAACGUUCUUACGAUGGCAUCCGAUGUCAGUUGAAAUAAGACAUCCAUCAUAGCGUGGCGCGUACUGGUUUUUGGGUUUAAUUGCUAUUGAGCCAUCGACAUAUGCAUAGUUUCAUGGCGUUUGCAGGGCGAAACUUUGAUAUCCAUCUUCCAUGUUUUACUUUCCCGUGGUAUCAGUGCCUUGGAAC
Aspergillus pseudonomiae is the source of this 691-nucleotide messenger RNA. RefSeq lists its product as uncharacterized. The transcript has 2 exons. NCBI's taxonomy places the organism in Eukaryota, Fungi, Ascomycota, Eurotiomycetes, Eurotiales, Aspergillaceae. The coding region runs from base 272 to 472 and encodes 66 amino acids. The record is from RefSeq and is a predicted model, not a curated record.